AGAAGUGAGCUAUAAUAGCUGCGCUGAACUUCCAAACUCUGGAAGGACUGACUAGACAUUGGCUCAGCACUUGGAUAUCAACUGUUUGCAUUCAGAAACAGGUUAAAAUGGCAGCAGGAGUACCACGCAUGCAAAUGAAAAUUGAUCCACAGAAUCUGCAGAUUCAAACACGUACUGUGGAGAAGUUGCUGGAGCCCCUCAUAAUUCAGGUCACCACAUUAAUGAAUUGCCCUCAGAACCCUUCAAACAAGAAAAAAGGAUGUUCAAAAAGAGCCCGUGUUAUCCUUGCUUCUAUUGAAGAAGCCACCUGGAACUUGCUGGACAAAGGGGAGAAAAUUGCUAAGGAGGCCCCAGUGUUUGUGGAUGAACUGAAUGCUGCACUUCGUGAUGUUCGCAAAGAAAGUGAAGCUUUAAAGAUAUCAGCAAAAACUUUCACAGAUGAUCCCUGUUAUGUUCCUAAAAGGGAGGCAGUUGUCCAAGUAGCACGUACACUUCUGGCUGCUGUUACACGACUCCUUAUUCUGGCAGAUAUGAUUGAUGUCUCAUACUUGCUGCAACAUCUGACCACAGUUCAAAGAACUUUUGAGUCUCUUCGAAAGGUCUCUACCAGAUCUGAAAUGCAGAAAAUAUAUGAAAAUCUUCAAGGAGAAUUGAAAAAGCUGGACCAUUUGGCAUACAAGCGACAACAGGAUUUAAAAUCCAACAAUCAACGAGAUGACAUUGCAGCAGCACGUGCCUCUCUGAAGGAAAAUUUGCCUCUUCUCCAUUCAAUUUGUUCAGCUUGUUUGGAACAUUCAGACAUCAUGUCUCUUGCAGCCAGCAAAGACUCCAUUUGUAAUGAAAUACAGAAUGCUCUUGAUGUCAUUUCUAAUGCUUCUCAAGGAGGCGGAAACCAAAAGGUGCAGCUCAUACCACAGGCAGUGACUCUUGGAAGUGCCCUUGAUGAACUGGAGAAUGUGGUCACCUUGGAACCUCUUACUGUGAAUGAAGAAAAAAUAAGGCCAUCACUGGAAAAGCGCUUAGAAGGAAUUAUCAGUGGUGCUGCUUUGUUAGCAGAUUCUUCAUGCACACGUGAUAUUCACCGUGAGCGUAUCAUCACAGAGUGCAAUGCUAUUCGCCAGGCUCUCCAAGAUCUCCUUUCUGAAUACAUGAAUAAUGCUGAUAAAAAAGAAAGAAGCAAUGCCUUGAAUACUGCAAUAGAUAACAUGUGCAAGAAAACAAGAGACCUCCGCAGGCAGCUUCGCAAAGCCAUCAUUGAUCACAUCUCAGACUCCUUCCUGGACACAACUGUUCCACUUCUAGUACUCACCGAAGCAGCUAAAAAUGGAAGAGAGCAAGAAAUAAAGGAAUAUGCUACUAUUUUUAAAGAACACACAUGCAGACUGAUUGAGGUGGCUAAUCUUGCUUGUUCAGUAUCAACAAAUAAAGAAGGAAUUAAAAUUGCCCAAACAGCUGCCAGUCAGAUGGAGACUUUGUGCCCACAGGUAAUAAAUGCUGCUUUAGCUCUUGCAGCCCGGCCCCAAAGCCAAGUGGUGAAAAGCAACAUGGAGAUAUAUAAGAGCACAUGGGAGAAACACAUACGAGUGCUUACAGAAGCUGUGGAUGACAUUACAAGCAUUGAUGACUUUCUUGCGGUAUCAGAGAGUCAUAUCCUUGAGGAUGUCAACAAAUGCAUCAUCGCACUGAGAGAACAAGAUGCUGACAAUUUGGAUCGUACAGCUGGUGCCAUCCGAGGGCGUGCAGCAAGAGUGGCCCACAUUGUUUCUGGUGAGAUGGACAACUACGAGAUUGGUGCUUACACUGAAGGAGUGAUGAGAAACGUCCAAUAUCUUACAAAUGCUGUGAUUCCAGAGUUUAUUACACAAGUCAAUACAGUACUGGAAAAUUUAAGCAGAAAUACAGUUCACCUAUUUGAUGACAAUCAGUUUGUUGACAUCUGUAAGAAGGUCUAUGAUACAAUUCAUGAUAUUAGAUGUUCAGUUAUGAUGAUUCGGACACCAGAAGAACUAGAAGGCAUGUCUGAUCUUGAAGAUGACUAUGAUGCAUGCAGCCGCACCAGUAUUCAAACCGAAGGGAAAACAGAUAGGGCAAAAAUGACUCAGUUGCCAGAGGCUGAGAGAGAAAAGAUUGCCGAACAAGUGGCUGACUUUAAGAAAGUCAAGAGUAAGCUUGAUGCAGAGAUUGAGAUAUGGGAUGAUACCAGCAACGACAUCAUCGUUUUGGCUAAACGGAUGUGUGUGAUUAUGAUGGAGAUGACAGACUUCACAAGGGGUAGAGGGCCAUUGAAGAACACAUCGGAUGUGAUUAAUGCAGCAAGAAUGAUCUCAGAGUCAGGAUCAAGAAUGGAUAUGCUUGCAAGGCUCAUUUCUAACCAGUGUCCAGACCCAUCAUGUAAGCAGGACUUACUGGCUUAUCUGGAACAAGUCAAACUGUACUCCCACCAGCUCAAGAUUUGCAGCCAAGUCAAAGCUGAAAUACAGAAUUUAGGCGGAGAGCUCAUCGUGUCUGCACUGGACAGUGUGACUUCACUAAUUCAGGCUGGCAAAAACUUGAUGAAUGCUGUGGUGCAGACAGUGAAGAUGUCCUAUAUUGCCUCUUCGAAGAUUAUCAGAAUUCAAAGUUCUGCUGGCCCACGACACCCUGUGGUGAUGUGGCGGAUGAAGGUUCCAGAAAAGAAGCCUUUGAUUAAGAGAGAGAAGCCGGAGGAAAUCUAUGCUGCUGUCAGGAAAGGUUCAGCUAAGAAGAAAAUCCAUCCCAUUCAAAUCAUGAGUGAAUUUAGGGGAAGGGAAAUAAACUGAAAUUAUUAUUCUUUUCACUGCACUGGUUUCCUACACCAAGAGGCUGUUGAUUUAAUAUACGAGGAUCACCUCUUUAAUUCCCUAAGUACAACACUUUUGUGGUUCACAUUAUCUUACUUUGUAUGUUUUACAUUUACAAUGUGAUAGGGUGUUUCAUUUUGAUGUAGCGAAGCAAUCAGUUUUUCAAAUCACUUUUCAGUUAUUUCCUCCACAUCUUUUAAGAUUAUUUCUUUCAUAUGUUUUUCAUAUCGAUCACUCACUAUUUAUAUAUGAAUCUAAUAACGUAGAACACCGUGUUAGCAAAACACUGAAUCUGGUUGUUCUAAUGAUGGAACACAUUAUGCCGCAUUUAAUACUUAAUAGUAUUUGAUGUUCAAGGCAUUUUAUGUGUAUUAUUUCCCAGUAUUUCUCUAAAACACUAUCAUAUCAAUGUGUGGCAAUGUAAUACUGAGACACAGAGUAUCACUAAAAGAGUUCAUGGUUGUGGGACUUCAUUGUUCAUGCUCCCAUGCAUUGUAGUAUAGUAGUUUUCACAUAUGCACCUGCUACUAUAUAUUUAUCAAAUUAAUAUGACCAGAUUUUUGUACGUUACCAAUUCAUGGUCUAUGUAGAUCAAUAGGUGUUCUUUAAAUAUUAAGUAUCAUGACAAAGGUAAUGAUUGGAUUUGCUGAAAAUUUGGUACACAUGUUUCAGGAACAGAAGAAAACUGUGUCUGAGAAAUGUAUCUCCCCUUUUACUCCCCCCCCCCUUUGUU
Molecule: messenger RNA, 3552 nt
Organism: Anolis sagrei ordinatus
Lineage: Eukaryota; Metazoa; Chordata; Lepidosauria; Squamata; Anolidae
Gene: CTNNA3
Product: catenin alpha 3
Biological process (GO): cell-cell adhesion; cell migration
Cellular component (GO): fascia adherens; adherens junction
Molecular function (GO): actin filament binding; cadherin binding; beta-catenin binding
Source: RefSeq, a predicted model, not a curated record